This is a messenger RNA of Fusarium venenatum, 645 nucleotides long. RefSeq lists its product as uncharacterized. The record is from RefSeq and is a predicted model, not a curated record. Lineage: Eukaryota; Fungi; Ascomycota; Sordariomycetes; Hypocreales; Nectriaceae.
AUGGCUGCUGCAGUCCAACAACAACAACAACAACAACAAGAACCUCACCAGACAGGCUUCCUCGACCUUCCAGUCGAGAUCCGCCUAGAAAUCUACGACCAACUCCUCAUCACAGCCCCCUACACAAGAUGCGGUCGUCCCUGUCCUGAACAAAAAGUCCACGCCUCUCUCCUCCGCGCCAACCAUCAGAUCCACGAUGAGGCCACAGAUCUUCUCUACGGGCGCAACACAUUUCUCUCCCACCCAACACUUCUCACAUCCUUCCCCCGUCUUCGAAACUGGUACGGCCCCGUCAAGGAGUCCUCCAUUAUCCCCAGCAUCCGCCGCUUCCACGCCCAAGUCCGCCUCGACGUCGAUCUCCCCUACGAUGCAGAAGCCGUAACAAAAGCCUACAGCGGCCUAGACGAGCUGACCAUCGACGUCGUUCAGUCCAUGUUCCUCGGUGUGGGAUACCGCAACCUGCGCAUGUUUGAGGGCGUCAGGGGUGUCAAGAAGGUCACUGUUACCGGCAGCACGACUGGCUUCGAAGAUUACGUCGAGUGGCUCAAGAUAGCCAUGACGAGUGAGCCCGACGCCAAGGUCCCCGAGUUUAUACCUCAACAACAAGCGGGCUGGAUUCAACGCUUAGCCACUGUGCACUAUUAA